Molecule: messenger RNA, 5152 nt
Organism: Vespula pensylvanica (western yellowjacket)
Lineage: Eukaryota; Metazoa; Arthropoda; Insecta; Hymenoptera; Vespidae
Exons: 14
Coding region: 340-4038 (1232 amino acids)
Molecular function (GO): kinase activity; protein binding
Source: RefSeq, a predicted model, not a curated record
UUAAUUUCAUCAAUCUUUCUCUUGAUCGAAAGGAUCAUACGUAUAGUGUGACAAGACGAUUCACAGCCUUAUCAUAACUGUCGACAUCAGUCCUGACGCAAAUGUCCACUCUCGUGAAUUUCUUUCCUUUAACGUUGCUGUCAAAAUCACGUGCCUAAUAUGAAAACAUCAAGAUCGAUUUGUUGGAAAAAAAUUGUUCAAAAUUAAUUUUAAUCGUUUCGAUACACACUUGUAAAGGAAUGCGCCUUCCAAAGUGCUCGUUUAAUUCAGGUAUGCACAAAUUAGAGCCAUAUUUGAGAUCCGUACCUAUCAAGUCCAUGCUAGCGCUAACGAUUCCAAAUGAAUCCGACAACAUUGAAGAAUUGGUUGGUACGCGGGGAGCUCGAGAAGCUUGAAAAUAUUGUAUUAGAGGGACGUGGCGCACGUUUGUUAGGCGAACAUUCUCCAGAUCUUAGAACCCGUGUCUUCCUGAAGGGACUCCCGAAUUACUUGACGAAGAUAUCUCAAACUCACGACGCGGUUACGCGAGGUUCCUUGGUAGAAACUCAGAGGAUCGUAACGGAAGAACCAAAGAAAAAGUUGGCUAUCGCAAAAGAUCCUUCCGGAAUCCCACUCAUUCACAAGGCGAUUUAUCAUGAUCAACCAGAAAUAGUCGCAUGGCUUAUACAUAAUUACCCGAUCACGACUCAACAAAAGGACAAAGAAGGUAGAACGGCUUUACAUUAUUGCGCUGCCUGUAGAGAUCCUGGCACGGUGUGGGAUAUUUUGAUAGAGGGUGGCUGCGACGCCAGUGUUUGCGAUAAGCGUGGAAAUCCAGCAGCUUAUUAUCUGGAACACAGUUCCGAAGUGGAGUUAGCCGAAACGGAGAAGAUGCCUUAUCGCAAGACCAGCACUACGAAAGAAAGCUUUGACUUCAAGCCUUCCAAUAUAAGAAUAUGGAUUCAUAAUCGGGAUAUUAGAAAAUUGCAGCAGGUUCUCUGGGAAGGUCACGGUGGCAAAUUACGCCGCGAGACGAGCAACAAUCCGAGGGUGAAGAAGUUUUUGGAAGCAGUACCUUUUAUAAUGGGUACCGUGAAAGAUGUACACUCAGCAACUGUGAAAAACGAUUUGCAAGGUCUGAAAAAGAAAUUAGAGGAUCCAGUCUCGCCUAUUAUUUUAUGUAGCAAAGAUGCAAACGGUUUGAACGUCUUGCACAAGGCUGCCGGAUUGGGUUAUCUGGAAGUCGCUCGUGAAAUCCUUGAAAAGUAUCCAUCGAUAGUAACGGCCCAAGACAAUGAAGGUAAAACACCGUUACAUUAUGCGUCUGCGUUGAAGGACGACGGUGCCAUGUACAACCUAUUGACCGAGUAUGGAGCCGACGAAAGCAAAUUAGAUAACAAACAGAAGGCAGCCGCUUUUUAUAAAAAUCGUCCAUUCGAUGUGGACCUUUCCAAUCUAGUCGUGGUACCGGAAGCGCCUCGAGUAUCGGGAAUGUCCUAUCCAAAAAAUUGGGACUGGAGAAUCUUGGAGGUAGCUGAAACGUUUGUACGUCCUCCAAAAAAAUCGUUAAGCGGCAAUGACGUCGACAGUGCAUUUGAAAGCACCGAAUCAUCAAUUAAGAGCUCAAACGAGAUUACCGAGAAUGUGAAAAUAGUCGAGGAACCGAAGAAUGAUUCGAUGAUGGAAGGAGAGGGUCCGUCCGAGCCUACGGCCGAAGAAGUCCAAGAGAACGAAGAAACGGAAGAAAAAUCGUCCGAUGAUGAUGUAAUCACUGGCGCGAAAGAAAACGAGAAAGACGACGCAGAAGACGAUGAGAUAGACAACGCGAAGGACGAGGAGAUAGACGACGCGAAAGAUGACGAGAAAGACGACGAAACGACGGAAGAAAUGAAGGAAAACAAUGCAAAAGAGCAAGCUCCAGAGAUCGAGGAAUCUGAUAAGGUCGAGAUUACAACGAAUGAGCCGAUUGUUACCGAUCCAGAGGAGAGGAGUGAUCCUAGUACGGGUGACUCUGGGGUCGAUGAUCCAACGAACGAAGAUGAUCAGGUCAUAGUCGGUGAACACGAAGAGUUACCAGAAACGGAAUUGAACGAGGGUAGCAUGAUUCUGGAUCCGGAAGUGGAGAAUUUAUUGGAAAACGGAAAUAUGGAACAAUUGGCUGCCUUGGUAUUGAACGGCGAAGGUAGACGACUUGUUGGUCGGCAAUCAAAUAAUCCCGAACUUCAGGCUUUCAUCGACAACGUGCCUGCUUAUAUGGGAAAAAUUCACGCCGUACAUAUGGCAGCGAGAGAAGGGAAUCUAAGAGAUUUGCAAAGCGCAUUAGAUCGUCGUAAAUUUGCCAUAGCAAGGGACGGAUCGUCACCUCGUGGUGCAACGCCUCUUCACGUCGCAGUGGUCUUUGGGAAUACCGCUGUUAUCAGAUAUUUAGCAGGAAGAUUCCCGGAAACAGCACAUGCGAUCGAUCUCGACGGUAGAACUCCUUUGCAUUAUGCAACAACGCUCGCCGACAAUGGACAUUACUACAAUCUUCUUCUUAAUUUGGGAGCGAAUCCGCUUGUAAAAGACAAUUUAGGAAAUAAGGCGGAUCAUUACAAACUAAAUCAGGAUGACCUAUCACACAAAAGAUUACUUCGUGAUUUCGGAGCCAACGAAAAACUCGCUGAAGAAAUGUUGACGGACAAAGUACCCGGAGGAGACAAGUACUCGGCGCGACGAGACGCGAGCGAACCAGAUACAUUGGCAACCUUGGAGAGAUGCUUCCGCUUGUUGGCUGGCGGUAGACGAAAUUCGGCUGCUAGGACACCCUCGAAUCCUGGUACACUGCUUGGUCGUUGUCUGAAACGGCCGAUAUUCGAUCGCAUAAAGCACCGUGUGACACGCAUGGACCACAAUCUUUUUGAUGUUAUCUGGCCCGCUUUUAAGAAAUACGGUAAUCCGACCGCUACUAGCAAGACCAGCGAUAGUGGCCACUCCGUCGUGAGCAUGGACGAUACUGUCGAUAACGAAAUCAUCAUCGUGCCUGAUUACGAAAGCUAUGUGGUCUUUGGCGAACUUUUCGAUCCAAUCAUCAGGGAGUUGCAUUGCCUAACAGCGAGCGGAGAUAUUCCGGAUCAUCCGUCAACUCGUUUUUUCGAUAUGUACGAUUCGGCCGAUGGCAAAGGAGAUUAUAUAGAUGAAGCAGCCGUGUCUGCUUUGGAAAAUUAUGAUUUGGAUCCAUCCGCAAAGUACGUUCAGGCCGGCAUCAUUGAAUGUUGCAGAAAUCUUGAGGAUUAUACUCUACCGUUGACUCUUACCGUGAAUCAACUCGAAGACGUCGAACGGGUGCUAACCAGCGAGUUUAUGAGCCCAGAAAUUUCCGUGAUAAUGGCGGAAGGUAGUAGCGAGGACGAGGCUGGAAAUUAUUUGACUUUGAGCGAACUUUUAGAUCAGCCGAGUCCAUUGAGAGCCCAAUUGGCAGCAGCAGGUCUCUUGCUGCCCAUAACAGAGUUCGAAAUCCACGAUGCUAGACGACUUCAUGGUAGACAUUGGCCGUACGGCCGUGGAGUUUACGUUACUGCUGCCGGUGAUUUGGCAGCUUGGGUCAACGUUCAAGAUCAUUUAAGAGUGAUAUCUCGUACUACGGACAAUAGACCAGGCCUAAUCGGCCGAGCCUACGUAAAAUUAGCCAAAGUGAUGCGCCUAUUAGAUCAAAGAUUGCAAUUUAAGAAGGACGUUAAAUUUGGUUUCCUUAGUUCCAGACUCCACGCAAUCGGCAACACGUUAAAAUUUACUCUGAUCAUAAAGUUUUCCGAAUUGUCGAAAGAACGAGAUCAUCUUAAACAUUUAUGCGUCGUCCGUGGACUCAGCUUGAGCAACACACCGCGCAAGGAUACUUAUAAAAUAGCCAAUCAGCAAUGUUUGUCAAUCUCAGAAUUGCAUAGCUUGCAAGACUAUUCAAGGGCUAUUUCAAAUAUUCUCUUACUAGAGAAAGAAUUAACAUUGAACAAUUCUAUCAGAAUUGCCAGCAUGAUCGCCGGUAUUUUUCGGAAAAAGACCAAUUCGAGAGGACGUCGAUCUUGAUCGACGACGAAACGACUCGAUCGCGACCGACGGGGACGACGAAUUUCCACCUUGCAAGAGAGAUAAUGAUUCUAACAGAGUAUCGUCGACAUCGAUCUAUUACGCUUCUAAGAAGAUAGAAUUUUAGAAUCAUUUUUAAGAGAUCCUUUAUGCUGAUUAUUUUUGUGACAAAUUCAUUUUAUUCCUCUUUCACAGUCCGAGUUAUUGAUAAUUGCUUCUUGUAGUAUACAGAAAGAAAGAGCUAUCGAGCUAUCGAGCGAGCGAGCGAGUGAGCGAGAGAGAGAGAGAGAGAGAGAGAGAGAGAGAGAGAGAGAGAGAAAUUUUUAAACUCUUCUCUACAAUGUGUUACGUUGGAAAGAUGUGUGAACGUUGUCUGACUCUUCCCGUGCAUCGAACAAUGUUAUUCAGUUAAAGUAAUUAUUUUAGUAAAAGAAAUAAAAUAUUGCGUGCUUGGAUUAUUUGCCGAGAAGAAGGUCGCAUUUUUUAUUAGGUUAGUAAAACAUUGAAGGCAAAAAAAGCUAAUAAUAUUGUUUCAACACAUUGUUAUCGCACUGAUUGUUAAAAAUAUGCUUCUUAUUUCUGUGCGUACAUAUUAUAUGUAUUGUAAAAUAACCGUCGAGAAGUUUAUUUAACGAAAUUUUAAGCGACAGUUUAUUGUUUACAAUGGAAUGAAUUUUGACGAACAUUUCGAUGAACAUUUUAAUGUUUCUCGAAAGCUUAGCUUUUCUUGCUUUUAUCAUGCACGUGUCAAUGUUCACUUGAAGGAAGAACAACGCUAGCACAUCUUUCCAAUAUACUUACAUAUGUAUGUGUGUUCGUUCUUCAUGAAUGACGUGUAAUUCGUGAUUCAAUUAUUCUUACAAAUAUAUCGUAAACUUUUGUCUAAUAUAAAAUGCAAAUUCCAUCGUUUAUAUGAUCACCGAAACACCAAUUUCUUGCUUUUGCAUAUUGAAAUUGAAGAGUGCUGUUGAAGAAAAAGUCAAUACUAUGUAAUGAUUUUAAUCACGAUUUUAAUCACGAUUUUAAUCACGAUUUUUCUUGCACUUUUUCAUUUCGCAUAUUAUUUGUAUUAAAUUAUAUUUAUUAUAUUUUAUUUAAGCUAUAUAUAUUGAAC